AUGACAGUGGUGAAGUCCAUUGAGCUGGUGGUGCCAAGGGAUGUCUACUUGGCCGGCUCUGAGGUGGAUGGACAGGUGAUUCUGAGCCUCCACAGCACCCUGAUCAAUCCCCUGCUGGACGUUCAGCUGAUUGGAAGAGGUUAUCUGGAGUGGAUGGAAGAAUCUGACGGCAACAAGGAUUACAGCCAGGCCUCCAGCUACAUCAACCGGGCCGAUUACGUCCACAGGAAGAAAACGUUCCAUAUCGAAGGAAACUGGCUGGACCCCGGUGUCCACACGUUUAACUUCGGCCCGUGCUGCCUCACGAGGAAUCGCACCAACCUUCACCAGUCAGUUAGGAGCAUCUGCUACUUCGCACCAGGCCUCUGCUUACCCUACCCUUUGGUGGUAGAAGUGCAGAAGCGACUCCGCAACUUCUGCUGCUUCAACAGUUCCCCCAUCACAUUACGCAUCUCUCUGUGCAAGAACAUCUUUGCCCCCGGGGACAGCAUCUCCUUCACCACCGAGAUCACCAAUCAGACAGGCAAGUCCAUCAAGAAAGUGGUUUUCAUUCUCCACUCAGUCGUCUUGUACAAGGGCUACAACCUGAGAGCUGAGCGGCGCACCUUGGAAGAGCGUAGCGACAUGAUGCGCUUGGAGUCGCACCUCGAGGCAGGGUCCUGCGUGGACACGAAGAUCCACAGCACUCUCGUGCUGCCCAAAGUCAUGCUAGUCACCAGCUCUUGCAAGUCUGAUGACAUCAUGGACAUCGGGUAUGAUUUGACAGGGAACGUACACUUCCCCUGCAUGAGCACCGUGGAAGCUCAGAUUCCCAUCAUUAUACAAAACGAAGCUGUGGAAACCAAAGAAUAG
Molecule: messenger RNA, 852 nt
Organism: Sphaerodactylus townsendi
Lineage: Eukaryota; Metazoa; Chordata; Lepidosauria; Squamata; Sphaerodactylidae
Gene: ARRDC5
Product: arrestin domain containing 5
Exons: 3
Coding region: 1-852 (283 amino acids)
Biological process (GO): protein transport
Cellular component (GO): cytoplasm
Source: RefSeq, a predicted model, not a curated record